Patiria miniata (bat star) is the source of this 4080-nucleotide messenger RNA. RefSeq names its product AP-2 complex subunit alpha-2-like. Lineage: Eukaryota; Metazoa; Echinodermata; Asteroidea; Valvatida; Asterinidae. The transcript has 25 exons. Gene Ontology annotation, molecular function: clathrin-cargo adaptor activity. Gene Ontology annotation, cellular component: AP-2 adaptor complex; membrane coat. Gene Ontology annotation, biological process: intracellular protein transport; clathrin-dependent endocytosis. The coding region runs from base 200 to 3187 and encodes 995 amino acids. The record is from RefSeq and is a predicted model, not a curated record.
AUUCUAAAGACGGUGUCUUUUAGGUAAUGGCGGCCAACUCGCCCUGCAGAGGUUGAAGGCGUUGCUUCCGUCGACCGAUCUUCAGGCGCACGUUUUGCCACAUCCGGCCUCAUUUUUAUCAGUUGAAGAGUAAGCAUCCCUCAAGUGAGACGUCCAACCUUGAUUCUUGCCUGCGCUGGUCAGCCAGUACUGAGCCAUCAUGCCAACAGUCAAAGGAGAUGGAAUGCGAGGACUCGCAGUCUUCAUUUCAGAUAUCCGAAACUGCAAGAGUAAGGAAGCAGAAGUCAAGCGAAUCAACAAGGAGCUGGCCAACAUACGCUCCAAGUUCAAAGGUGAUAAAACUCUAGACGGUUACCAGAAGAAGAAGUAUGUGUGCAAGCUGCUGUUCAUCUUUCUGCUCGGCCAUGACAUUGACUUUGGUCACAUGGAGGCCGUCAAUCUGCUCAGCUCCAACAAGUACACAGAGAAACAAAUUGGCUACCUGUUCAUCUCGGUCCUGGUGAACGAGAACUCGGAGCUGAUGAACCUAGUCAUCCAGAACAUUAAGAAUGAUAUCAGCAGCCGUACCCCGAUCCAUAUCAACCUUGCCUUGCAUUGCAUCGCUAACAUCGGCAGCAAAGCUAUGGCCGAGACGCUGGGACCGGAGGUGCCCAAGCUCCUGGUAUCAGGGGACACCAUUGAUGAAGUGAAGCAGAGCGCUGCGCUGUGUUUGUUGCGCCUGUACAGGACGGACCCUCACUGUAUCCCUAGCGGGGAAUAUCAGAGUAGAAUUAUACACCUGCUGAAUGAUCAACACAUGGGCGUAGUGACAGCAGCUACGAGUCUGAUUCAUGAUCUAGUCCUGGAUAAUCCUGAUGACUACAAGGGAUGCGUCUCACUGGCUGUAUCCAGGCUCAGUAGGAUUGUGACAUCAUCCUACACAGAUCUUCAGGAUUACACCUACUAUUUCGUGCCAGCUCCGUGGCUCUCUGUCAAACUGCUGCGACUUCUGCAGUUCUAUGGGCCACCCGAGGACCCCGCUAACAGAAACAGGCUGAAUGAGUGUCUGGAGACUAUACUCAAUAAAGCACAGGAGCCGCCCAAGUCCAAGAAGGUUCAACAUUCCAAUUCCAAGAACGCCGUCUUGUUUGAAGCCAUCAAUCUGAUCAUUCAUCAUGACAGUGAGCCUAACCUGCUAGUCAGAGCCUGCAAUCAACUGGGACAAUUCCUGCAACAUAGGGAGACUAAUCUCAGGUAUCUUGCCCUGGAGAGCAUGUGCCUGUUGGCAUCCUCUGAAUUCUCCAGAGAAGCUGUCAAGAAACACCAGGAGACGGUCGUUACAGCAUUAAAGACGGAGCGUGAUGUGAGUGUCCGCCAGCGAGCCGUGGACCUCCUGUACGCCAUGUGUGAUCGGACGAACACAGAGGAGGUUGUAGGAGAAAUGCUGGACUAUCUGGAGAAAGCUGAUUAUUCCAUAAGGGAAGAAAUGGUGCUGAAGGUAGCCAUCUUGGCGGAGAAGUUUGCAGUGGACUACACGUGGUACGUUGACACGAUACUGAACCUGAUCCGCAUAGCCGGAGACUUUGUAAGCGAGGAGGUUUGGUAUCGUGUGAUCCAGAUUGUGAUCAAUAGAGAGGACGUGCAGGGAUAUGCAGCUAAGAUGGUGUUUGAGGCUCUUCAAGCCCCAGCCUGUCAUGAGAACAUGGUGAAAGUUGGAGGUUACAUCCUGGGGGAGUUCGGUAAUCUUAUCGCUGGGGACCCGAGGUCAAGCCCUCAGGUGCAGUUCAACCUCCUUCAUUCCAAGUUCCAUCUUUGCUCCCCCCCUACAAGAGGCCUUCUCCUCUCAACUUACGUCAAGUUCAUCAAUUUGUUCCCGGAGAUCAAACAGAUAAUACAGGAUGUUCUGAAGAGUGAUAAUCAACUGCGGAAUGCUGACGCUGAGCUGCAGCAGCGAGCUGUGGAGUAUCUAAGUCUCAGCGUCAGAACCUCCUCUGAUGUCCUGGCGACCGUGCUGGAAGAAAUGCCACCGUUCCCCGAGCGAGAGUCCUCCCUCCUUGCCAAGCUGAAGAAGAAGAAACCAUCGGCCGUGGUGGAAGAGAAGAAACCCAACAAACCCAUCACGGUGGAGGUCAAUAAUACAGCUGGGGAGAGCAGCACUGAUGCGCCGAGUACAGCUACUCCAGUCCAGCUCCCAAUGGUCCAGGCUCCUAACCCUACAGCCGCAGCCCCGUCUACAGACCUCCUAGGUCUAGAUGCAGCCCCGGCACAACCAGCGCAGACCUUCAACAUGCCCGGUGCCCCGCCAGCUACUAAUAACUUUGGAGCUCCACCGGCGGCUGGCCAGAGCACUCUGCUGGAUAUCUUUGACGCCCAGGCCCCGGCCCCAGCUCAGGCCCCAGCUCAGGCUCCAGCUGUGGCCAACGCCAGUGCCCUCUCCCCGGGCGCUGAGGAGAAUUUCUGCAAAUUCAUCUGUAAAAACAACGGCGUCCUAUUUGAGAAUGACCUGCUUCAGAUUGGAGUCAAGUCAGAGAGCAAGUCCAUGUACUGUCGUCUGGUUCUCUUCUUCGGCAACAAGACCAGCAUGCAGUUCUCUGAUUUCAGUUCCACGGUCAUCACACCCGGAGAACUGGCUUCAAGGCUGCUUGUCAAGGCGCCCCCAAUCAACAACGUUCUGGACGGCGGUGCCCAGGUACAGCAACUCAUCACAGCUGAAUGUGUGCAGGAAUUCAGCGAUGCUCCGCUGCUCAAUAUCCGAUUUGUCUUACAGCAGACAGGUAGCCAGUCUACUGAUUCUAACCCAGACCCAAGCUGUGGAGGCUCCAUGCAAUAUGUCAACCUGAAGGUCCCCAUAAUGGUCUCCAAGUUCUUCCAGCCAACCACCAUGUCCUCAUCAGACUUCUUCUCACGUUGGAACCAACUCAUUGCGCCAGCGCAUGAGUACCAGAAUAUCUUCAAGGCCAAUUUCCCAAUGGACAGAGAUGGCAACAAAACCAAAUUGAUGGGCUUUGGCAUCGGUCUGCUGGAGGGCGUUGACCCCAACCCUGACAACUUUGUGUGUGCUGGUAUCGUUCACUGCAAGUCUGCACAAAUUGGCGUCUUACUCCGCUUGGAACCCAACAAGGCUGCGCUGAUGUAUCGUUUGACGUUACGCAGCAGUAAAGAGGAAGUGGCCAAGGAGUUGGGAACACUCUUAUCCAGCCAGUUCUAAGCAGCUGUAACCGGAUUGAACUAGUUCCAUUGGACAGGCUGUAUCUGUAUGUAAAAGCCAGCUUGGAGCUGCUAUAACCAGCUUGAUCUGGUUCCAACUACAUAUCCCUGCGUAUUGUUUACUCAAUGUAUAAUGAGAGCUAGCUGAAACUGGUCCAAACCGGUUUGCACUGGUUCUGUGCAGCCUGUUUCCUGUAUGCACAUGGGUGUUAAGCCAGAGUUUGAAUGUGCUCAAACUAGUUUGAUCUGGUUCCAUAUACACCCAGGCUUGUCUGAAAGCAGCUCAUGCUGGUUUGAUCUAGCUUGCACCUCUGCGUCUGUGUGUAAUCCAGCUGGAAGUGGUAUGAACCGGUUCAAACCUGUUUGAAGCAGCACAUUGCGUUAACCACUGGGGAUAUGUUGUGUCUGUGCAGAUUGUUAUAAUUUUGUAUUAAAAAGUAAAACGGGACGCGUCAGGUAUUACGGUGGAUUUUAUUAAUUUCAAUUGGCGUGCAUUUCUAUAAAUACUUUACUGAACAAAAGGCCAACAGGUUUCAAUUUUUUUGUGUUCUUUGGUAGCAUCAUUUAUCAUAUAUUCAUAUUUGAUAUUGCUAAGUUCAUGAUACAUGUACAUGUCUGUAUAUCCAAUGUGAUAUAUUGAAGGUACACUUUCCCGUCAGCGUACUCUUCUAGCGUUAUUGAAUAAGAAAACAUACAAACUAGAAUUUUACCAAAACCCCAUUUCAUCACUUUUUAUAAUCCACUGAACUUAUUUCAUUUCAAUAACAAAUAAUAUGUCCAUGUUCAUAUGAUUUGAAUGGCGUAUAUAUGCACAAUAUAAUCGAAGAAUAUGAAAAAUGUAUGAAAUAUAGUGGUGUGCAUAGGACAUGAACCGGGUACCCUAUUGAAGCUAAA